AUGGGUUGUGUCCUCUCCUGUAUCGAAGGCAUUUGCCAGGCCAUUGGAUCCGUCCUGAUAGGCAUCGCUAAUGCCAUUGGCGCAAUCAUCAUGUUCAUUGUUGACGGUGUCAUCGCCGUCUUUGAUAUUAUUAUCGGCUGCCUGACGUGCCAGGGCUGCCGCGGCCGAGGCUUGCGCAGACGACGCCGCGUCCACAGUGCGGUCUAA
Sporothrix brasiliensis 5110 is the source of this 207-nucleotide messenger RNA. RefSeq lists its product as uncharacterized. NCBI's taxonomy places the organism in Eukaryota, Fungi, Ascomycota, Sordariomycetes, Ophiostomatales, Ophiostomataceae. The coding region runs from base 1 to 207 and encodes 68 amino acids. The transcript has 3 exons. The record is from RefSeq and is a predicted model, not a curated record.